UAUUGGCUUUGCGAGUACCCAAAACUCGUAGAAGUAAAAAAUCCGAAUGCAAUUCCAAGAGUAGUCAAAUGGAAAAUUUCAGACCUUCGGAAAUGCCUCAAGGAUUUUGAACAAUUGAGUCAACUUCCCGGUGAAAAAGUAAAUCAUACCGAGGUACAAGAAAUGGCUGAAGAAAAAAAGAUCUUUGAUGAAAUUUCUGGAGAUCAUGGGGAUGAACAAGGGCAAGUUUCUGAAGAUCAUUGGGGUGAACAAGGAGAAGCAAAGGUAACAGAGGUUGAACCAAUGAUUGGGGUUGUGCAUGGUGGAAAGCAAGUUGGAGUUUGUGGGGAGGAAGAAGGAGAAAAGGGUGGAGUCCAAGUUUCAGAAGAUAACGGGGGUGAAAAGGAUGAUGAAGUAGAAACAGUACAGGGACUAGAUGACUUCAACAGUCCAAUCUGCAGAUCAUUUGAAACGGAUUUAGGAUCAACAUUGGUGCCUAAUACUUUGGGUCAAAUGUAUUAA
This is a messenger RNA of Rhododendron vialii, 501 nucleotides long. RefSeq lists its product as uncharacterized. The transcript is spliced from 2 exons. The coding region runs from base 163 to 501 and encodes 112 amino acids. Lineage: Eukaryota; Viridiplantae; Streptophyta; Magnoliopsida; Ericales; Ericaceae. The record is from RefSeq and is a predicted model, not a curated record.